Messenger RNA from Aricia agestis (brown argus), 492 nucleotides. RefSeq lists its product as uncharacterized. The coding region runs from base 5 to 427 and encodes 140 amino acids. NCBI's taxonomy places the organism in Eukaryota, Metazoa, Arthropoda, Insecta, Lepidoptera, Lycaenidae. The record is from RefSeq and is a predicted model, not a curated record. The transcript is spliced from 3 exons.
GCGCAUGCCGCCGUCAGUCGCCAUGCUCGCCGCGAACCACUCGCCCUCAACAGCCAAGCUGAUUGCCACGCUGUUCGCGUGCUGCACGCUACUGCCGCUGCUCGCGGGCCCUGCUGCCGCCGCCGCCGCCGCCGCCGCAUACUCUCAAACUUACACUACUCAAAUACAAAUGGGUAUAUCGAACCCGGAAUUCCUGACGAGGCAGACGUACUUCGUGCCGGAUGGCCAGUGCAGCGCCCAAAUAAUGCCGCCGGAGAUCUGCGCGGGUUCGCAGCCACUGGCGCUGCGCGUGGAGGUGACGGAUAGCGCGCCCUUCCCUGUGUUGCAGGUGCAGGAGACGCUGCAGACCGUGUACCUGUUCCGCGGCGCCGCGGGCUCGGGCAAGUGCGAGGGCACCGCCACCGUGCGCCUGCUGACGCAGUGCUAGCUAGCUGAGUAGUUCUCUUUUUCUCCCGUAUUUUUUGUACGAAACAUACAAAAAUAUUGCAGUAA